This is a messenger RNA of Leishmania braziliensis MHOM/BR/75/M2904, 438 nucleotides long. RefSeq lists its product as hypothetical. The record is from RefSeq and is a predicted model, not a curated record. Lineage: Eukaryota; Euglenozoa; Kinetoplastea; Trypanosomatida; Trypanosomatidae. Gene Ontology annotation, cellular component: signal peptidase complex; membrane. The transcript has a single exon. The coding region runs from base 1 to 438 and encodes 145 amino acids.
AUGAAGGCUGCUGCAACACCCGAGGCGCAUCACAUUGCGCCGGCACCGCGCAAGGUGCACCCCGCCGCACGAUGGGUCUCUGGUCUCUUCUCGCCCAUGUCACUUCGGGAUCAGGAGUACUGCACGGACAUGUUCCAGCGCAUUCUGUGGGGAUCGGUGGUGGUCUCCUUUCCGAUCGCAUACUGGAUGGGCCGCGUGCUCGUCACCGUCGUCGGCGUGUGUGUAGCGACGGCGGUGUGCCUCGUCCUCUUUGUCCCCAACUGGUACCAGCGCCCAGACCUGGCGCUUAAGUACGCAGAUGACACGGAGGUGCACAACUACUACCAGCAGUACGAGGCGGCGAAGAGGGCCGCGCGCGAAGCGGGCGCGCUGUCCAAGAAGGCGGUGGAUGCUUCUCCAGAUUCUCCAGCGGAGAAGCUCUCCGGCAUGACCGCUUGA